AUGCUUAACAAAGUGGACCCGAUGUGCCAGACGAGAUGCGGCCUGGAUGGAUUCCUACCAGCACGCAAUCGCAAUCGCAAUCGCGUGCAACACGCGACUGGUCUCAGCACCGUCGAUAAUGGCGAAUUGAACCGGCAUCUCUAUUUCCACUGUCCCAUGGUCAUAUUGGGUCGUGGCCACCAGGGCAAGUACUUCAAGCUGGACGUGUGGCUGCGAGGGCCAAUAAACGAAAACUUCUACGUCACAACGAGAAUACGCGUAAUCAAGUACUAG
Plenodomus lingam JN3 is the source of this 273-nucleotide messenger RNA. The record is from RefSeq and is a predicted model, not a curated record. Lineage: Eukaryota; Fungi; Ascomycota; Dothideomycetes; Pleosporales; Leptosphaeriaceae.